UCAACUUUCCCGACAGCGAGUCCAAAACAAUCGAACAUGGCGGACUUCGACGAGCGGCGGAGCCUGUUGGGAGAUGAGGACGAGGACCGGGAGACCCCCAGAGGACCCGGCAGACCGAUGCUGGCCAUCUGCGACCCCAGCCACCUCCUGCACCGGGUGGUCGUCCUGCUUUUCAUGUGCUUCCUGGGAUUCGGAAGCUACUUCUGUUAUGACAAUCCAGCUGCACUCCAGACUCAAGUCAUCCAGGAUAUGAACCUGAACACUGCCAAGUUCAUGCAGCUGUACGCCUGGUACUCGUGGCCCAACGUGGUCCUCUGCUUCUUUGGAGGAUUUCUGCUCGACAGGGUGUUUGGCGUCAGGCUGGGGACGAUUAUCUUUUCCCUCUUUGUUUGCGUGGGACAGGUUAUAUUUGCUACAGGAGCUUUGGUAAAUCGCUUCUGGCUGAUGGAAGUUGGACGAUUUGUCUUUGGCAUCGGGGGAGAGUCCUUGGCUGUGGCCCAGAACACAUAUGCAGUCAACUGGUUCAAAGGCAAGGAGCUAAAUCUGGUGUUUGGCCUUCAGCUGAGCAUGGCCCGACUGGGCAGCACAGUGAACAUGAACAUCAUGGGCUGGGUGUACAGCAAAGUGGAAGACAUGGUUGGUUCCUCUGGACACACUGCGCUCGGUGGAUCCCUCAUGAUAGCUGCGGUAACCUGCCUGUUUUCACUGGUCUGUGCCUUGGUGUUGGCUUUCUUUGACAAAAGAGCUGCGAGGAUCCUUCAAAAGGAAGAAGGAAACACAGGUGAGGUGAUCAAGCUGACAGAUGUGAAAGAUUUCCCCAUCACCCUGUGGCUCAUCUUCAUCAUUUGUGUUGGCUACUACGUCGCCGUUUUCCCCUUUAUUGGACUGGGACAGGUGUUCUUCAUUGAAAAAUUCAACUUCUCCCCAGCUCAAGCCAGAGCUGUCAACAGUAUUGUGUACAUCAUCUCAGCCCCUGCAUCUCCAAUCCUGGGCUUUAUAGUCGAUAGGACGGGGAGGAAUGUGGUUUGGGUAAUAAUUGCUGUGGUGGCGACACUCUGCGCUCACAUGAUGCUGGCCUUCACCUUCUGGAACCCGUGGAUCGCCAUGUCCCUGCUCGGCGUCUCAUACUCCUUACUGGCCUGUGCGCUGUGGCCCAUGGUGGCCUUUGUGGUUCCUGAGCAUCAGCUGGGGACGGCAUAUGGCUUCAUGCAGUCGAUCCAAAACCUGGGACUUGCUCUCAUUGCGAUGGCAGCCGGAGCCAUCCUAGACACCAAAGGAUACCUGGUGCUGGAAGUGUUCUUUUGCGCCUGCAUUUGCCUUGCAUUGAUGGCAGUGGUGAUGCUGUACUUUGUGGAUUAUCUCAGAGGAGGACAUUUGAACCGGUCAGCAUCAGACAGAGCCAAACUCCAGAAAGAAGCCACUUCAGCUGCAGAAUGAUGAUGGCGAUGAGCGAACACACAUGGUCCUGGGCUUCAGAACCAGCAGGCUGCACUGUCCACCCCACCGCUUUCAAUCUACUGCCACGGGGCGGGACUGCGGUUCUGACUCCACCCAGUGAUCUCAUCUGUGGUUCUUCGCACCAGAACUGACUGUCUGGCAUUGGCUAUUGCAUAAGUCCGUGUAAAUAGCAGACUACAUCCAUAUCAGGGUGCUGACAGAUGACACUGGACACCACACUCAUACUGACUUUAUUUCAAUCCGUAUUCACUCAACCCCUGACUCCUCCGUGUGUCUAACUUCAGCAUGAAGUUUCUUUCUCAGUUACAGAAGAAAGUUAAGAUGCUUGAAAAGUGUUUUAAACCAUUUUAAACUGUUAAUCAGAAGCUGUAUCUAGUGGGAAGGAAGUAUCCCUGAUAAAUAUUACCUGAUUUUAUUACAUACUAUUGCAACUCAUGAUAUAGGAUUCCUAUAAUAAUUCAGGUUUUAUAGGUACAUUUGGGUGACUUCGUGGGUGUUUUUAAAUGUUUUUUUUUAUUCUCUUACUGUUACUUGCCUUAUUGCAGCCCACUCAGCCGCUCCUUUAUGUGCAUAUCAUCUGUCAGCAUUCACAAUAAUUACCAACCAAAAUCCUCCAUAUUGGACUCUCCUUAGGCACAAUGGGUUCAUCUUCAAUUUUAAUCAUAUGCGUCAUUGACCUUUUAUGGUGGAUAAUCUCAAAAAGAGCAUAGCUCUUUAUUGUUUAAAUCUUUAUUGCUCAGUUCUUUUAUUUCUUAAUUUCUUUAUCUGGUGUUGGCUGAUUUGCGAGGUUCAUAAAAGUUUACUUUCUGUCGCAUCAUCAAAUAGCACAUUACAGUUAAGAUAAGAAAAAAUCGAAAGGGGCACUUUUGAAUGCAUCUAUCCGUGUAAUAUUAUUCCCAGUUAGGAGUUUUAUAAACUCCUUCAUUAUUGUGACUUUUUUAAAGAAUCCACAUUUGAAUUCAUGUUUUGUAGAUUGUGUUUUGCUCGUGCAUCAAGCUCAGGUAAUUAACUUGUUGUAAGCAUUUCCCCAAAUUAUUGAGUGAUGCAGCAAAAACACUCGUGCACUCUGCCAAACACUCUCCGGUAACGUGGAAGCAGAUUUGUGUUGCCGUGCUGAUAUCAGGCUCGCAGACUGUGGAUGAUUAACAUUCACUACCUCAGUGGGGCAAAUGAGUCCCGGUCAAAUUCUUAACAAAACAUUCAACACAUGUAGAAAGAUGGUCAGUAUAUAAAGGUAACAUGCUGUGAUUGCACAUGGAAAUGACCACUGUGUCAAACCACCAAAAGCGUGCUGCUCUUCUCACCUGUCAAUCAUUUGCACUUUGAGGUUUUUGACAGUCUUCGUUUCACUAUAAAUAGUUGUGCUAAACUAUGAAGUGUUACUGAUCUGUGUACAAAAUGAUCUAAUUGUACAACUGACAGCAGAAAUUGGAAAAGUCGCUUGACAGAACAAGCCUGUUUGUAGAACCAAGUCACAUUUGAUACCAAGAACAAUGACAUUCAAUUAAACAUGAUUUUUUUUUUUUAAAAA
Molecule: messenger RNA, 2989 nt
Organism: Stegastes partitus (bicolor damselfish)
Lineage: Eukaryota; Metazoa; Chordata; Actinopteri; Pomacentridae
Gene: mfsd1
Product: major facilitator superfamily domain containing 1
Exons: 16
Coding region: 37-1437 (466 amino acids)
Biological process (GO): transmembrane transport
Cellular component (GO): lysosome
Molecular function (GO): transmembrane transporter activity
Source: RefSeq, a predicted model, not a curated record